This is a messenger RNA of Effrenium voratum, 2627 nucleotides long. The record is from the annotation of a GenBank genome assembly. NCBI's taxonomy places the organism in Eukaryota, Dinophyceae, Suessiales, Symbiodiniaceae.
UGGCAAGUUUGCGGGGGAAUGACAGUUCGGCUGGCGCCAUGCAACCUAGCCUCAUCAUGCAGAGCGAGGACGCGGAAGCUCCUCCUUUGCCGCCCCCGGCGAGCCCGCCAGAGGAUGCCACGAGCUUCGCGAGCGCACCCUCGCGGCCGGCAUGGUUUCUGGUGCAGAGAACGCAUUGCGGCCUGAGUGCAGCGUUGACUUCCCACAAAUCACUGAGAUUUGUGAAAGGCUAGAGAUGCAGCCGCUGGAGACAAAGGCUACGGUGGCGGUGCUGGCAAAAGCCUUGAAAGACAGGAGGCAUCCACUUCGGGUGAAGCUGAAAGCAUUGACCAUUGCCAAUGAGAUGCUUUACAACCCACGCGCAGUCAAGGAGUUCUCGGAAGUCGAGAACCUGCAGGGUGCACUGGAGGUGCUGCGGCAGGCCCGCGGCGGAGAGCUGGGCCCGGCCAUGGAUGAGAACGUUCGCAUGCUGGCCACCGAGAUAGCGGUCAGAUGCUUCGAACGGCCUCCCAACGAACGGCCUUCCGAAGCCAACGGCUGGAAGUCUCUCACCAAGGCCAUGAGCGUGGACCUGGAAAAGGCGCGCAAGGGCGUGCACAAGAACUUCCAACAGUUCUCGCAAAACGCCGAGAAGCAGAUCGGGAAGGCUGAGCGUGCCUUUGAGAGGAGCGCCACUAUGUUUCUGCAGGAGGCAGAGAAUAUCUUCGUUGGGCCCAGCCCCAGCGGCCCCAGUGGGCUUGGCGAUCGCGACAGGGACGACCAAGGCUCGAGGCCGCAGCUCACCAAGGAGGAGGAGGAGCUUCAGUGGGCACUUCGAGCAUCGCUGGACGAAGCGAGGAGGAGUCAAGCAUCGGGAGACGGCCACUUCCUUGCCGAGCCAGCCGAAGCGCGACAAGGAGAACCGCAGGGCCCGCAGGACUCGCAGAGGCUCAGGGAGGCGAAGCGCCGCGCGCAGGCGCUGGAAGCACAGUUGGAGGCCAAGCUGUCAGAGGACGAGGAACAGGCAAAGCUUCACGCCAAGGUGGAGGCUGCGGUUCAGCUGGCGGAGCGCUUCGCCUUGCAGAUCUCAGAGGCGGAAGUUGAGCUGGGCGUUUGGCAGCAGCGCAGGAAGCACUUGGAGGAGGAGCUGGCAAGUUCGAAGUCUACAAAGGAGCUAAGAGAGCGGCUGGCAGGGCUUGAGGCCAAAGUCGCACUAAAGCAGUCCCAGGAGACACGAGAUGGGCUUGCAGAGGUCAAGGUUGGCAAGGCAGGGCCGGAACCGCAUGAAGAGGGACAGCAAGGGCCUCUCAAAGAUGGAGCCCAUGCUGAUUCCGACGCCUGCGGCACGUGCCCCGCAACCCAGCCCCCGAGUCCUGUGCCGCAUGAUGUGCCGGGCUCCUCGUCUUCCGAAGCAGCCAGAAGUGGUGCUGGUGAGGUGGCUUUGCCAGAUCCGUUGAUGCAGCCCAAAGAUGGUGAGCUCAAGGCGGAACUUGACACAAAAAUGGCCGAGCAGAAGGAGCGGGAAGUGAUAGAAGUGCAAAAGGGUCCAGCAGCGCAACAGGCGAACCCAACGUAUGCAGUCCCGGAAGUGGACGGCAAACAAGGGCCGACAGGGCAGGAACCGCCUGAAUUGCAGCCAGCAGAAGAGGAGGCAGAGCAGCAGCUAGAACCAUCAUCCUCUGACGGAACCCAUGCCGCGGAUUCCGAAGCCUUGGGCGGCAUCUUCCCCAUAGUCGACACCACCCAGCCCCCGGGCUCCGGUUCUGCGCGCGAUGCGUCGCCCUCCUCUUGCUCAUCUUCCGAAGCAGCAGGAAAUGCCAGGACGACUAGUGAGGCCAGGACGGGAAACUGGCUGAGGAUGUAGAAGGCACGGUGGAGAAGGACACAUCGGCAAGGCCAGAACCGCCUGCAGCGCAGCCAUCAGCGGAAGAGGCAGAGCAGCAGCCCGCACCAUCAUCCUCUGACGGAACCCAUGCUGCUGAUUCCCAAGCCGUGGGCGGCAUUUACCCCAUAGUCGACACCACCCAGCCCCCAGGCUCCGGUUCUGCGCGCGAUGCGUCGCCCUCCUCUUCCUCAUCUUCCGAAUCAGCAGGAAAUGCCAGGACGACUGGUGAGGCCAGGACGGGAAACUGGCUGAGGAUGUAGAAGGCACAGUGGAGAAGGACACAUCGGCAAGGCCAGGACCGCCUGAAGUGCAGCCAUCAGCGGAAGAGGCAGAGCAGCAGCCCGCACCAUCAUCCUCUGACGGAACCCAUGCUGCGGAUUCCGAAGCCGUGGGCGGCAUGUGCCCCAUAGUCAACACCACGCAGUCCCCGGGGUCCGCUCUAGCGCGCGAUGCGUCGCCCUCCUCGUGCCCAGCUUCCGAAGCAGCAGGAAGUGCCAGGACGACUGGUGAGGUUUGAGCGCUGCCUGUGAGAGAGGCGAUGCAGCUCAAGGCUCCCGCCAAAGGCGCGGAGCUUCGUGAGCUCUGUCGCUAUCUUCCACUGGACGCAUCAGCAGAUUCAUCUUUUUGCAGUCAGCGCAACCUGAUUCGUUCACGACAAGAGUCUCGGGCCAGCGCGCGCUGAGAGUGAGAGCUGCCGGAUUGUGCUGAGGACAUUGCUCAAGGAUCCUGAGGCACCCUGUGUCCAUCGCUCCUUUUUGUUUCU